Molecule: messenger RNA, 522 nt
Organism: Linderina pennispora
Lineage: Eukaryota; Fungi; Kickxellomycota; Kickxellomycetes; Kickxellales; Kickxellaceae
Exons: 1
Coding region: 118-459 (113 amino acids)
Source: RefSeq, a predicted model, not a curated record
UCUGGUUGAAGUCAUUGUUGAGGGGCUGGCCAAGUGCGUCGAGGGGGGGUCAUCACAGUGUUUACGGUGCUGGCGUUUUUGGCGCUUUUCCUGCUGCGUGACUGGAUUGUAAUCAACAUGCCUGCUCCUGACGACCUGGUCGACCAAGUGGAGCAGCAGAUCAACAACAACAACAUUGCCAUUGCGCAGGACCGCCAGCGUUUGGAGCGGCUGGUCGAGGAGCGCCUUGCCAAUGCGGAUAACCGUCUGGAAGUUCAGGGACAGCCGCUGAUUGCUGAAAAUCCGCAGCACCGGCCGUUGUUUGAGCGAAGGCCAUUGGAUGUCCCAGUGCUCGAUGACUUGCCGCCGAAUGAGCGGCCCAUUGGACAGCAGCCCGAGAGCAGCCAGCUAUUCAGCACCAUGAGGAGGAGCAACAUACCGGGUGGGCUUACGCAGAGGAGGCAUUUGUUGCCGAUGUAGACGGCCUAGCAGACGGGUCUGACAACGAUGAUAUGCCGGAUAUCCGGUUGGCUCUACUGACAA